Messenger RNA from Ostrea edulis (European flat oyster), 4589 nucleotides. Its product is annotated as adenosine deaminase-like. Gene Ontology annotation, molecular function: adenosine deaminase activity. Gene Ontology annotation, cellular component: cytosol; external side of plasma membrane. NCBI's taxonomy places the organism in Eukaryota, Metazoa, Mollusca, Bivalvia, Ostreida, Ostreidae. The transcript is spliced from 6 exons. The coding region runs from base 195 to 1181 and encodes 328 amino acids. The record is from RefSeq and is a predicted model, not a curated record. Gene Ontology annotation, biological process: hypoxanthine salvage; purine ribonucleoside monophosphate biosynthetic process; adenosine catabolic process.
ACUCCGGAAGCGUCUUCCAGUUUAUGGUUACUUUCAGUUUCUCUGUGCAAUGUAGGUUAUCCCGUCCUCACGUGACUCACUGUACAAAUAGAAAAUCUGAAUUUAUCACCAGAUAACACAACACACUUGAAAGUCUAAGCACAUUGUCCGUCCUGCUGCACUUUAUAUGCAUCUCACGUGGUUUAGAUUUCACAAUGUCUGAUACUCAAUUUCCAUACAAGAUUGAACUGCAUGUUCAUCUGGACGGAGCAAUUCGAACGGAAACGAUAAUACAAACAGCAAAGCAAACAAUCCUAGAACUGACAGAUGUAGUCAGGAACUGCAUUCAACACCCUACCUCCAGAUCGUGUGCGAUUCCUUCUCACAUACAAAUGUUGACAACUUUACGAUUUCUAGCAAAGGGAGAUUAUCUAUCAGAAGUAGCAGAUAGUCAUGGCAUUUCCAUAGCUUCAGCAUCAAGAAUUGUGCACAGAGUCUGUUCCACUUUAUGUCUGAGACUAGGGAAUAUAAAUUUCCCCACUUCAGUGCCAGAGCUCGUCCGCAUUAAGGAAGGGUUUCAUAAAAUUGCGAAUUUUCCCAAAGUGGUCGGAGCCAUCGAUGGAACCCUGAUUCCCAUUCAAGGGAUGGCAGGUGAUGAGGAGCCCACAUUCAUCUGUAGGAAGGGAUUCCAUGCCAUCAACGUGCAGGCCGUUGUGGAUGCAAAUCUCAGCUUUACAAACAUAGUGGUGAGAUGGCCUGGAUCCACACAUGACUCCUUCAUCCUAACAAAUUCCUCUCUCCCAAACAUUAUGGAAGGAACUGAUGGAUGGCUGUUGGGGGAUUCUGGGUACCCUUUGAAGAAGUGGCUUCUGACACCUUUUGCUCAGCCAUCAAAUCAGCAGGAGCAGAGGUACAACCGUGCCCACUGUUCCACUAGAAAUACAGUGGAGAGAGCUUCUGGUGUACUCAAGAGCAGGUUUAGAUGUAUGCACAAGACUUGUGGGACUUUACAAUUUGGUUCGGAGAAAUGCAUCAAAAUCAUUGAAUGCUGCUUUCGGCUCCACAACAAGGCUAUCCUCGACAAAAUACCCCUGCAAGCCACAAAUGAGGCAGCUGUGCCAGUGUUUCACCACCAUGCAGCAUAUCAAGGAAAUGACAAUGAUGGUCUCACUUUGAGACAUAGGAUAACACAGAGAUUUUAAUCUUGCAAGUUCUUAAUGUUGUAUUUGGAUUAAAUUUCCAAAAGUAAAUUUCUAUAAGUAUCAUAAACCAAAAUAUUUGUUCUCUUUGUAUAGUUUUUACAUCCGAUUCAUAAUUUCAUGUGCAUCUUCAGUGUAUAUAAUUUACUCCUUUUUGGCAUUGUUUUAAAGUAACACAAAAUUGAGUUGAAGGAACGAGAACAGCAAACUUUAUUAUUUUACUGAUAUCAAUAAUACCAUUAUGUUGAAAGUAAUAUGUUUCCAGAACCUUCUCUCUCUCUCUCUCUCUCUCUCUCUCUCUCUCUCUUUACAUGUUUGAUUAAUAUUUCAGGUUUUCACAUUGAUUUCAAUUAGAUUGGGGUCAGUUUACGCUUUAUAAUACGGAACUUUCGGGAUAUUCCGGAACGACCGAUUAUAUUUGACGUUUAUACACCACGGUCACGUGAUAAUAACCAAUUGUAGGGCAAAGUUGACAUCAAUACAUAUGGUGUUUCGCUAACAGACGGUCCGUAAAGAGUUAUGCGCAGUCCCACGAUGACGAUCCAAGUCAUUAUUGGUGCUUAGUACCUGGGUGUAAAUUAGAUGGAAGGGAAAAGGCGCAUUUAGACGCGUACCAUUGGAUGCAAGGCGUGAAGUUUUACCGAUAUCCUCAAGAUAUUCCCUAGAUUUAUUUCCCACGCCGACUCGCAUAAUUUAAUCAAUUGUAUUUUCCUAUAAAAUGGUUGUAGUGAUUCGUUUCUUUCAAAGAUAGCAUUUAAAUGCAGGAAAUUGAUAGCAAUUGGAAUAUUCCAUGUUUGUUUACUUAGUUGUUAUUGUAAUCCGGAAGUGACAUGCCCUACAAUUACGCAUUCUCUCACCAGAGGGCGCGCUACGCAAGCUUCACUUUCACCUCUGUUAUCGUCUGAUAAAUAGUUCGGCUAAGCACAUGAUCUCGCACGGACAAAAUAGCGUCUUUGACUCCAACAGAAAGACACGUUUAUGUUCUUUGUGUAAUGUCAGAUUUUCAUCAUUAUAAUCUCGCUAGUUUUUCUAAUGUAAUUUUAUGUAGAGUCCAUAGUUACGAAGUAAAAGUGAAAUUAAUACAUUUGACAAGACUAAAUAGUUCCAUAAAUAUGGAGGUUACACUAACGUAAUACAGCGUUUCGAUACCUACCAAUUUGUUUUUAACUCAUAAAUUUAUGUUUUAUUUAUGAAAAUGAUGCAGAUUUAUUUUAUUUUCAAAGACACUGUUUUACAAAAUUCUUGUAAAUCAGACGAUAACAGAGGUGUUGUGGAGCGUAGCGUAACGCCCUCUGGUGAGAGAUUGACAAUUACGUUCAACGCGCGAUAAAAGUCAGAGUGGAUCCGUAUCUCGAAAGUCCCGUAUCCGCGAAGCGGAUUAUAAAAAAGCGUAAACUGACCCAAACCAGGUUAUACUCGUAUAACUUGCCCCAAAAUUAAAGUCAUUUCUUAUAAUUUAAUGCAGGAGACAAAGAUACUAACCUUUGUUUAUCAAAAUGUACAUAAACUCGGAAAAAUACAAGUCAACUGAGCCGCGCAAUGAUUCACUUAGCAACAACGACGAAGCGUCUAUAUACUCUGUUAAAGGACACAACGCAUGUUUCUAAACUUUUUCAUUUUUUCAGCAAAAUUAACUCUUUUUAUGCCUAAAACUACUUUAAAUGUGUUUUAAAUGAAAUAUUUUGCGUAGUUUUCGAGUUUGAAAGCGAUGAAAUUCAAAUCUUGUGAUAUGCAUAUUUUCUUUCGCUAGUUUACGCGCCAUUUUGUGUGACGUCAUAUGCGCCCUCGGGUUUGAAAACAUCUAUUAGCCAUUUCAUAAACAGAUUAGAUUUAAUCGACAAAAAACCAAUUGUCACGUUAACGGCUUGUAAAUAAUAAUGCAUUAAGAUGUUUUGUGCCGUGGUCAGGUGUACUAGUUGUCGGUAGAAAGGAUUUAGACUGAGUAUUUUUCAAUUUUUCGAAGGAAGGUACGAGAGAAAAGAUGUGGAUACUUUUUUUGUUGGAGGAAGAACUUUACCUUAAAAAACACACCCAGUCACCUUUUCAAACAUCACUUGGACAGAGACCCUGAAAAUGGAUAUAUCGAAGCUAUAAGCACUGGUAGGCCUAUAGCAUACAUUCUGUUUUGCUCUUCAAAUUCAAUACACACUCGGAUCAACUGACCUUCACCUUGUAACAACAUAUAUCGACGAUACAAUGUAACUUCUACUAACUGGUAGAUUUACAACAACAAAAAAUAAAGAUACAAAAUAAUUGAACUUUAAAUUAUACAAAUAAUAAAAUAUUGUAUUUCCUAACUUUAAAUUGAAUUAUAAAAUUAUUUCUUUACUGAACUCGUAGCAUCUUGAGUGCGUCAGUAGGCUAUAACGAUGUGCUCCCACUUCGUACUUCCUAAAGACGUGCAGAUCACAAUUCAAAAAUAGUAAUAAGAUUGCUUUAUCAAAAUAAAAUAAUGUGAUUACCACUUUAAAUUUUAAUAUUUUUAUUGAUUUGUGUGUGUGUUGUCUUUUUCUUUCUUUCCGAAAUGCACGCGUGACAAUAGCUUGGCAUAGGGCCUAGUUGUCAACAAUUUAACGUAUCAUAAUUUGUCUAAUCCAAAAAUAAAUAAUGAUUGCACUGUUUAUUUUAGAAAAACAGCGCCAAUUACAGAUGUAUAAAGGAAUAACAUCCCCAAACAAUUUGUAGACAGCGACCCAUAUAAACAUUAUUUACUCACAAUUUUGCCGAUUUCAUACACGCUUUACUCGCUAUAUUUGGGUAUUUACAUCGUUAUAUGUGUGCACUGGUGGCGAACACAUAUAAAACUCGGACAAUUUAUCACAUCGAUUUAAAUGUUGCCCAUGGUAAAUUAAUUAGGCCCCUAAAAGUUGAGUUUUUAAUAAUAUCUCGUAGUACUUUCACAAUCCGAAGGGCGCAUGUGACGUCACUGUACCACGUGACUACCUACCUAAUUAACUUGACUUUUUGAAAUCGGGGCUUAGAUUUAAGUCUGUAUUGUGGUUAAUUAUCACAAAAUUUCGGCGAACGAACUAUUAGAAUCAAUUACUAUAAGCAUAAAGAAGACAAAAUGCAUGUAAUAUUGUAUACUUUGAAAACACGAGAUAUGUCCUUUAAGGUCGCCAUCUUAACUCGUUGUCAAUUUGUCUUAGUUCAACAGAGCCUAGCAUAUUUAUUAAAUUAUUGUAUCGAAGUUGAAGUUUGUCAUGACAGACAAUAUGUGUAGACUAUGCAUGCAAUGCGUAUUUCGCUGCCCAUAAGACAUCGACUUUGAAGUCGCUCACCUCUGACAGAUUGAGAAAAUACGGGAAAUUGCAUUGUUUAGGCCUAAAUCUACCCAAAGUAAGUCUUCAAAUAUCAGAAAAUGCAAUAAUUUGCGGCUUUUAAUUCUGUGAAAAUUUCUACUACAUGGAA